GCUGUAAUUCACGAUUAAAGAUUAAGACAUGCAGUUGUGAGUGAAUUCAGUGAUUCAGUGAGACCAAUGACUAGUAUAAAAGCAGAUAGUCACUCUUGUGUUUCAUGCACCAAAGUCAAAAGUCACUAACAUGGCUUCCUCAAUCUUUCUAGUGUUGCUCCUUUUUGCUCUCUUUGCAAUACCUCAAGGGCUUGCCAACUAUGAGAAACCUCCUGAGUAUAAUCCACCAGUUGAGAAACCUCCGGUUUAUCAGCCACCGAUAGAGACACCGCCAGUGUACAAGCCACCAAUUGAGAAGCCUCCAAUUUACCAACCACCUGUGUAUAAGCCACCAGUUGAAAAACCCCCAAUUUAUCAGCCACCUGUAUAUAAGCCACCAGUUGAGCACCCUCCGAUUUACAAGCCACCAAUAGAAAAACCACCUAUCUACAAACCACCAAUUGAGAAACCUCCGACUUACAAACCACCUGUAGAAAAUCCACCUGUGUACAAGCCACCUGUAGAGAAGCCACCUGUGUACAAGCCUCCCGUUGAGAACCCUCCAAUUUACAAGCCACCGUUGGAGAAGCCACCGAUUUACAAACCUCCAUUUGAGACACCACCAAUUUAUAAGCCACCAUUCGAGGAGCCACCAGUUCAUAAACCUCCAUUUGAGGAGCCACCAAUUUACAAGCCUCCGUUUGAGAAACCACCAAUUUAUAAGCCGCCAUUUGAGGUGCCACCAAUUUACAAGCCUCCGUAUGAGAAACCACCUGUUUACAAACCUCCGUUCGAGGAGCCACCAAUUUAUAAGCCGCCAUUUGAGGAACCACCGAUUUACAAGCCUCCAUUCGAGAAGCCACCAGUUUACAAUCCACCAAUAGAAAAACCACCUAUUUACAAACCUCCAAUUGAAAAGCCUCCGACUUAUAAACCACCGGUAGAGAAACCACCAGCAUACAAGCCACCAGUAGAAAAGCCACCAAUUGAGAAACCACCUUUGUAUAAGCCACCUGUUCAACAACCCCCUGUUUAUAAACCACCAGUGUACAAGCCACCAGUAGAAAAACCACCAAUUUACAAGCCACCAGUUGAGCAACCUCCUGCAUACAAACCACCAACAGAGAAACCACCUGUGUAUAAGCCACCAGUAGAAAAACCACCAAUUUACAAGCCACCAGUUGAACAACCACCUGCAUACAAACCACCUACUUACAAGCCACCAGCAGAGAAACCACCUGUGUAUAAGCCACCAGUAGAAAAACCACCAUUGUAUAAGCCACCGGUUGAGAAACCACCAGUUUACAAGCCACCAACAGAAAAACCACCAUUCUACAAGCCACCAGUUGAGACACCCCCAGUUUACAAGCCACCUGUAGAAAAACCACCAGUAUACAAGCCACCUGUAGAGAAGCCGCCAGUGUACAAACCCCCAAUUGAGAAUCCACCGAUUUACAAGCCUCCUUUCGAGAAGCCGCCGAUUUACAAGCCUCCAUUUGAGAAACCACCUGUUUAUAAGCCUCCCGUUGAGGAGCCACCAUUUUACAAACCUCCGUUCGAAAAUCCGCCCAUUUACAAGCCUCCAUACGAGAAACCACCACUUUACAAACCUCCAUUUGAGAAACCACCACUUUACAAACCUCCAUUCGAGGAGCCUCCUCACCACCCAAAGUACCCUCCGGCUGAUGAUGCUACUCAUUUUUAGAACAUGCUAUGCUAAGUAAAGAUGGUUAAAUAAGAAAUAUAUAGUUUUCAAAGCAAGGAUUAUAUAUUCUUGGAAUCUUUAUUUCAAUCACUUGUUUUCAUUGCUAUGGCCAAUACAAGAAUGUGAGUGUAAUACAGUGAAAGAAAAUGGUGCCUUUGUACUCCAAAUUAUGAAUUAUAAGUACUUUUGAUUUUGUCUUGGUUGACUAAA
Trifolium pratense (red clover) is the source of this 1894-nucleotide messenger RNA. Its product is annotated as repetitive proline-rich cell wall protein 2. The record is from RefSeq and is a predicted model, not a curated record. Bases 131 to 1684 code for a protein of 517 amino acids. The transcript has a single exon. Gene Ontology annotation, molecular function: structural constituent of cell wall. Gene Ontology annotation, cellular component: extracellular region. NCBI's taxonomy places the organism in Eukaryota, Viridiplantae, Streptophyta, Magnoliopsida, Fabales, Fabaceae.